This is a messenger RNA of Pelodiscus sinensis (Chinese soft-shelled turtle), 2523 nucleotides long. RefSeq names its product POC5 centriolar protein (gene POC5). Gene Ontology annotation, biological process: eye photoreceptor cell development. NCBI's taxonomy places the organism in Eukaryota, Metazoa, Chordata, Testudines, Trionychidae. The record is from RefSeq and is a predicted model, not a curated record. Gene Ontology annotation, cellular component: photoreceptor connecting cilium.
UUGCAUAUUUGUAACUUUUUUCUGAAUUUCCAUGUCCAUUUGUGACUGAUUUUCAUUGAAAUCCUGAAACUCGCUCCCCUGCAAACUUGUGCAUAAAUGAGUAUCCCCCUUGAUUCUACACUCCUGCCACUUCUUCCCUUACCUUGUUGUCCCCCAACAAUAUUAUCCAUGGCCAUAUAUAGUUAGCUUUGUGGGUGCCACUUGCAAUUAUUGGCAAUGCCCUGAGCAUUACUAUCUGUGCGCUUAUCCACCACCUUUAUGGAACAUGUAACCUACAUCAAUAUUUCAAAUACAGUAGUAAUCUCCUUCCCCAGUGGAAGUCCACAACCUCUCAGUUAUAUGUCCCUGUGUUUCCCCUCCCCUCCAUGCACAGACUUUUGAAGAUUCAGUAGCUUCUUCCUACCAGCAUAUCUUAGCAGUAUUAUUAUUCAGUCUGAUCUUGCUCUCACUAGUGCCCUUUGUAGCACUUGUUCACCUGCCAUUGGAGCAAUUCUACUAAUAGUGGAAGCUGUAAAAUGGAUAUUAAUUCGACAAGCAAAGUACAAAAUUCAGAAUGUCAUCAGAUGAGGAGAAAAGCACAAGUCCAGUUUUGCCAAAAGACUCAGAUCGAGGCAGUUCUGUCUCUUCAGAUCUUCAGGUGCUUACAAGUUGAUCGCUCCAUUUUCUUUCUGGGUACCAAAGUUAAGGAUGAAUAUGAAGAGCUGCUUCGUUAUGCUGUUGUGACUCCAAAGUUUGAACCAUGUGUCCUAAGGCAGUCUGAGCCUGCUGCAGAACUGACAGCACAUGACAGGUUUUCGUGUUUAAUGGAUGAAGUCAUCAGUCACCCUAAGACUCCAGUUUUAACGUCUGUAAAGGAGCCUUCACAGGCAGACAUGGAAGGACUUUGCCCUGUUCGUUCAGGAGAGACUUCUUCACAAGGGUCCUCAUCUGGUCCAAGAGAGAUUGAUGAGACUAUAGUGACUGAGUUAACUCUUGCAGAUGAAAAAGUGACCCAGAUAGAAAGCAUACUUGAUCUCUGGAGUGGAAGUCUUAAGACAAAUGUUCUGACUGAACUAAGAAAAUGGAAAAUGGCUUUCAUUGAACAUCACAAGCUAGAAAUGAGACAAGAAAAAGAGAAACAUUCUGCGCACAUGAGACAACUGAACAAUCAGAUGGAGAAUUUGAGAGAGCUGCUACAUACUUACGAAAUCUCCAUUGGUAGAAAGGAUGAGGUAAUCACUAACUUAUCCCAUGCGCUAGAUAAACAAAAGGAGAGGAUAGAGUUAAUGAAAAAAUUUACCCGGUGGCGGAUUCAGCAUGUGGAGGCCAGACAAGAGGCAUAUGCAAAUAAAUUGGCGGACAGACAGUUCCAGACAGCUUUGAUGAAGAGGGUUUGGGCAGCUUGGCGCUCUCUUAGUGAAGCAAGAUGGAAAGAAAAAGUAGCAAAAGCAUGUCAGUUAAGGGCUGAGGAAGUCUGUGUUCAGCUUUCCAAUGAUUAUGAAGCUAAAAUUGCAGAGUUAAAUGUUGCUCUAGAAGAGGCAAAAGCUGAUGUCCUGAGACUGCAUAGUGAAAGGGAACAGUAUGAAGACACUAUGAAAAAAGCCUUUAUGCGUGGUGUCUGUGCCCUGAAUCUGGAAGCAAUGACCAUGUUUCAGGGCAAAGAAAGUAGGACAGACCAUGAUCCAGUAAGUAGGAGAGAAGAUCCUAGUACUAAUGCCUCUGGUAGGCUCCCUCCUUCCCAGUUUGAUCCUCCCUCACCCCCACCUCCAACAGCAGCCACAAGUCCACAAGAGGAAAUUUUUUCAUCCCAUCUGGGCCACGCAAGUACUUCUCAGACCAGAUUAGAAUCAAAUUCUCCAGUAAUAGUCGCUAGUGCAGCUGUAGGAUCUGGCAUUACAUCUGCUCAAAAACUGCCAAUGGCAAGAGUAGUGACAUCUGCUCAGCAGAAGGCAGGAAGAACAAUCACUGCUCGAAUCACAGGCCGAUCUGAUUUGGGACCAAAGAACAGAAUUUGUAGUAGUUUAGCUGUAAUGGGAGUCUCACCACCCAUGAGUUCAGUUGUUGUUGAAAAGCAUCAUCCAGUCACUCAGCAAACUAUAUCCCAAGCCACUGCUGCUAAAUACCCUCGAACUGUGCACCAUGUUUCUAGUGCCACGAGUGUGAGACCUACUGGACACAAUGGACGAAUACCUCAUAGCCAGUCUCAUAUUAACGUUCAGUCAAUAAAAGUUGUGGACUAAGGAAUAGUUUGAAAUGCUUGAACUGUUCCUUCCAGAUGGACCGUUUUACCAAGUUGCAGAGUAAAGCUCUUCCCAGUGUGUUCAGAUUGAUGAAGCAAGGCUCAAAUAUACAUCAUGUUUUUUACCUUUUAAAAAUCAAAUUGUAGAUACUCAAAUGUUCUGAGGGUAAAUAACCAGCAAUUUGACUUGACAAUGUAGCUCUUUAAGUGCAAGCUAUGCCUGUUUGAGAGAACCCAUUUUAUAACAUGUAUACUUUAUUUAAGAAAGUUGUUGGAUGUGGUUUUUAAUAAAGGAUUAAAAUAGA